UUCACUUUGCGCAGAUACUGACCCGUCUUUGGCUUUCCGGCCGAAAUUUGAACGAAAACACAACUUAAAGAUUAACUUUAAAACUGCGUUUGAGGGAUUUUGAAGGGCGAAGAUAUUAUUUAGCCUGUUCAACCUUCUCACGUAAACACUAAACAAGAAAACGAAGCGUAAACAACACGUCUAGCUAACUCUGAAGCAACAAUGUUCUGACAUCUGAAGCUAAUUAUCAUCUGCCGACAGGUCCUUUUAGGCUCCCUCUGUUGCCCAGCGGCUCCAGUAGACCUCACACUAUGGAGCGGACUGCACUCAGACAGAGCCAGCUCUGUGGCUCCUGGGAGAUGAAGGAGAGACUUGGGAUGGGAGGUUUUGGACACGUCUACCUGUACCAGCACAUUGAGCUGGGAGACAAGAUCGCUGUGAAACUUUGUCGCCUGGAGCUGAACUCCAAGAACAAAGACCGCUGGAGCAGAGAGAUCCAGAUCAUGAAGAAGCUGAAUCAUGUGAACGUUGUUCAGGCCAGAGAAGUACCGGAGGAGUUGAGCUCCAUUGCUAUAAAUGAUCUACCUCUAUUGGCCAUGGAGUACUGCUCAAGAGGAGACCUACGCAAGGUGUUGAAUAAACCAGAAAACUGUUGUGGGCUAAAGGAAAGUGAAGUCCUCUCGCUGCUUAGUGACAUUGGUUCUGGUAUCCAGUAUCUCCAUGAAAACAAGAUCAUUCACAGAGACCUAAAGCCAGAGAACAUAGUUCUGCAGGAGAUCGGUGGGAAGCUUGUCCAUAAAAUCAUAGAUCUGGGUUACGCCAAAGACCUAGAUCAGGGCAGUCUCUGCACAUCAUUUGUUGGAACUCUCCAGUAUCUGGCUCCAGAGCUGUUUGAGAGUAAACCCUACACUGUAACUGUGGACUACUGGAGUUUUGGGACAGUGAUCUUCGAAUGUACUUGUGGCUUUCGCCCCUUUUUACACCACAUGCAGCCUGUACAGUGGACAAGUAAAGUCAAGAACAAAGGCCCAAAGGACAUCAUGGCAGUAGAGGACAUGAAUGGAGAAGUCAGAUUCUCCACACAUCUCCCAUAUCCCAACAAUCUCAGCAGGCCACUGCUGGAGCCAGUUGAGACUCUACUACAGAUGUUGUUACUGUGGGACCCUGCAAUGCGUGGUGGAGGGCUGGAUCCUGAGAGAAACAAGCCGAACUGCUACACUACUCUUCAGAAUAUUCUCAACACGAAGGUGAUUCAUGUGUUGGACAUGACGUCAGCCCAGUUGCACUCCUUGGUUUUGGGAGCUGAGGAGAGCUUACACUCCCUGCAGCUUCGUCUGGAGACACACACACAGACACGCAUUUCCCCGCUGAGUCAAGAGCUGCUGCUGGACACGGGAAUCUCCCUCGACCCACGCAGACCACCCGCACACUGUCUUCCAGAUGGAUUGCAAGGCUGGGACAGCUCCAUAGUCUUCCUGUUUGAUAAGAGCCUGACUAAGUACUCUGGACCACUGACUGCCAGACCUCUGCCAGACAGUGUCAACUUUAUAGUCAGGGAGACCAAGACACAGCUUCCACUAUCUGCACUGAGAAAGGUGUGGGGGGAAGCAGUCAGCUAUGUCUGCGGACUGAAAGAGGACUACAUUCGCCUGUACCAGGGACAGAAAUCUGCCAUGCUGAGUCUGCUGCGUUAUAACACCAACCUAACGCGGUACAAGAACCUGCUGUUCUCCCAGUCACAGCAGCUCCGAGCCAAACUGGCUUUCUUUAAGACCAGCAUCCAGCACGACCUUGAGCAGUACACCAAGCAGAGGCACACCGGCAUCUCUUCAGAAAAAAUGUUGAAGACAUGGCAGGAAAAUGAAGAAAAGGCUGAUGGGUUUACAAAGGUUGCAGAUGUGGGGUAUCUGGAUGAAGAGAUUGUUGCUCUACAUUCUGAGAUUGUGGAAUUGCAGAGGAGUCCAUUUGCGAGGAGACAAGGGGAUGUAAUGGAACAGCUUGAGGAAAAGGCUAUUGAACUCUACAAGCAACUAAAAGCUAAGUGCAAAAGUCCUGACCCUCCACAUGGCUACAGUGACAGCUCAGACAUGGUGAAGACCAUACUCCAAACGGUUCAGAACCAGGACAGAGUGCUGAAAGACUUGUACACUCACCUGAGUACAAUUCUGGUGUGUAAGCAGCGCAUCGUUGAUUUGUUCCCUAAGUUGGAGAGGGCUGUAGAGAACAUAAAAACUGCAGAAGCAGCAGUGAUGCAGAUGCAGAUGAAGCGACAGAAAGAGUUCUGGUAUCUCCUCAAGAUUGCCUGUGCCCAGAGCAAUUCUCCAUCGCAGCCACUUAUGCAACGACCCACUGACAGUGAAACUGUUCAUCAAUUACUGGAUGAGAAUCAGCGUUACCUGAAUCAGUUAACUUCUCUGCUGCAAGACGCCACCCAGGAGAUGGACUUCAGUGUUAUGGAUCAGGACUGGAGCUGGACUCAGUACAGAGCAGUGAAAGCUCAACCUCAGAAGCUGUAAAAACUGGCAAAAGUCUCAGUGUUAUGAGUCUAAAAAUAUAUACUGUAAACAAGUGCCUUAUCAGAGUGACACUAUCUGAAAGCUUUGUGAUUCCAUACUGUAUCAUUUAAAUACAUGUGAUGCUGUAUGACAGUAAUGUGUGAAGUACAUAUUGUGGUAAGCUAUUCAUGUUUUAACUUAAAUUUGUAUUAUUGAAUUUUAAAAACUAUAUUGAGCUAUCACCCACACUUAUUUAUUGUACUGGUAUUAUUGUUCAGAAUAAAUCACUGCUGCUAACAAACAAUGCAUGAUGGAAUGUGAGUAAAUUUUGUUACUGUAUGACAUAUAUGAUGUUUUGUCUUUGUUCAAGCAGUUUAAAUGUAAUUUCUUAGAAUGGGUUUGUCUUUUCUCUGCAAGUGUUAAACUGCUGAAGAUAAUAAGUAUCUGGAUAUUUACAUUCACACAGUGGACCAGACAACUGUCUGCACACAUACAGGAAAUUGCUUGUUUAUGAGACCCUGGGUUCAGGAUUCUCUUGGGAGAUGCUGAAACCCAAACAGCAGGGAUGAAGCACAAGCUAACAAGCAUAAAUGAAUAUGUCAAGAAAACGAGUAACAAGAAGCCAAAAGCAUUGUCUCAUAAAGUAUGAGGGAGGCUUAAAGCUUGUUACUGUGUGACUUCUGUAGUACAUUAUCUUUAUUUAAAUAAGGGCAUAUCCUGUCAUAUGUGGAGGAUUUCUUUGUAACCAUGCAAAAUUAAGAUAGUAUGCAAGGCAAUUUUGCAUGUCUUGCUGUUGUUUUACUCAUACACUGUUUUCUGACCUCCAUUAUUAACUCCACACUGCAGAUUGUUAAGAUCUCUUUUUCAGACUGAAACCAUUGUCUGAUUACACCAUUUCACAUUUCAAUCAGUGUGUUUGUAAAGACUAAAUAGUACAUCAAGAGUUAAAUAUCUGCAGUUAAUAGAGACACUGGACAAAUAAUACACCACAGUACUUUUUUUAUCCCAAGUGUCAGUCAGUCAUAGUCUGCUAUAUGUAUUUUGUUGUAAGCUGGUAGAAUUUCACCUUCAUUGUCCCUAUCUAAAAAAUUAGCCAUUUACUCAGUAACAUUUUAGUAGAAAAUGUUGUUGGUUUUACUUACAUAUCAGGAAUAUUAGCACAUUUGAAUAGAAUAUGUUCGAUAAUGGACAACAAUAUGGCCACUUUUGUCAGUUCUUUGUCAUCAACUUGAUAUGCAGCUGUACCGU
Seriola dumerili (greater amberjack) is the source of this 3722-nucleotide messenger RNA. Its product is annotated as inhibitor of nuclear factor kappa-B kinase subunit alpha-like. The coding region runs from base 291 to 2495 and encodes 734 amino acids. NCBI's taxonomy places the organism in Eukaryota, Metazoa, Chordata, Actinopteri, Carangiformes, Carangidae. The record is from RefSeq and is a predicted model, not a curated record. Gene Ontology annotation, molecular function: ATP binding; IkappaB kinase activity. Gene Ontology annotation, biological process: peptidyl-serine phosphorylation; positive regulation of transcription by RNA polymerase II; tumor necrosis factor-mediated signaling pathway. Gene Ontology annotation, cellular component: cytoplasm; IkappaB kinase complex. The transcript has 22 exons.